This is a messenger RNA of Helianthus annuus (common sunflower), 3967 nucleotides long. RefSeq lists its product as uncharacterized. The transcript is spliced from 5 exons. Lineage: Eukaryota; Viridiplantae; Streptophyta; Magnoliopsida; Asterales; Asteraceae. Bases 858 to 3851 code for a protein of 997 amino acids. The record is from RefSeq and is a predicted model, not a curated record.
AAUACUGAAGGAACCCCUUAAUAUUUUGAAAAGGAACCCAUAAACAAAUUUGUGUGGUGAUCAGUUGGUUAAGCGCCUCCUAAAGAAAGUUGAAGUCCCAAGUUCGAGUCCUUUCGGUAGCUUUUUUUUUGCGUUCUUGGAAGAUGGGAAGAUUAAAAGACAAUCAAUCACAUUUACUGCUAAUAACAGACACCAUUUAUUAUUCUUGGUGGAAUAUUCACACUAUUGUUUGAUCAUCAUUCUUCGUCUACUUCAUCAAAGAGGUUUGAAUAUCUUAGUUUGAAACUCAAACUAUCUCGACCCUAAAAUAAUGAUGAAACAUUAGCUGAAGCCAUUUUGCAGCUGAUGAUGGUAGGCAAAAAAAAAGGGACAACUUUGGGAAGAGAAAGUCAAGUUGGUUUAAUUUUUUUCAUUUUUGUAUUUGAUAUUUCACAGAUAUUCUGGUAUCAUCACAACCAUAUGGCUUUUGUCAAGGGUGCAGUUGUGUGCCGAAUCAUUAUAGGUAUAAACCUCUAAAAGAGAGGAUAUCAUCAUCAUACUCAGUAAAUCCAAUAAAUAGCAAAACUAAGGUAGGGUCUGAGGAGGGUAAGAUGUAGACAGCCUUACCUCUACCCCGUAGGAAUAGAGAAGCUGCUUCCCAUGAUCAUCAUACUCAGUAAAUCCAAUCAAUAGCAAAACUAAGGUAGGGUCUGAGGAGACAACCUUACCUCUACCUCGUAGGAAUAGAGACGUUGCUUCCCAUGAGACUAUACCCGACCCGACGACCCGAUUUUUUUUUAUGUUCGGAGAUAUGAAAUUGGAACAUUAAAAGUGAACCCCUUAGAAAAGAUUCCUGGAUCCGCCACUGGAUGAAGUAGAUGCAAAACAAGACUUCCGAUGUCUGUGUUCCCGGUGUCAUGAAGAAAUCAACUGGUUCCAUAGAUUUGUGGUCGGAGGAAGAGAAUGAAGACUAUGAAGAAGACAAGGAAGAGAACGAAGAUGAAGUAGAUGCAAAACAAGACUUCCGAUGUUUGUGUUCCCGGUGUCAUGAAGAAAUCAACUGGUUCCAUAGGUAUUACUACUCUUGUUCUACAUGUAGUGAUUUUUCUAUCCAUAAAUUUUGUGCAGAGCUUCCCGAUAGAUUGGAAGACAUUUGUGAGGUUGGUCAUACUCUUGGCUUCUACCUAUUUAACGACGAUUGGUGGUGUGAUAUUUGUGAUAAACUUGGUAAGCCUGGAGAGCUACUUUACCGCUGUGAUAUUUGUGAUUUUAAGGUUGAUGCAAAUUGUGCUACAAAAGCGCUACAAAAGAAUAUCAUCCAUCAUCCUAGCCACAGACACCCACUAGUUCGCAUCCCCAGACAAUUUUUAGGCGAGUGUGAUGCAUGCGGGGAGGAGCAUAAAGGGCUCUUUUAUCAUUGUCCCACGUGUCCUAGUUCUUAUUUCAUUCAUAGUGAUUGUGCUUUUCUACCGAAAAAAUUGCAAAUCCAACAUACGACAAAUGAUAUCUUCUCCCAUAUUCAUCCUCUCACCCUUGCUUAUUCCUUUCCAAAAACGGAUCAAGAAUCCAAAAGAUACCCACGGUGUAGGGUAUGCCGUCACGGGUUUUCUUCUAGUUCACAUCUUUGGCUGUAUAAAUGCGAGAAAUGCAGAUACUAUACCCAUCUAGAUUGCGCAACAUCUCCAGCUACAGACAAAAUGAUUAAAAACUAUGACGAUGUUGAACACCCUGAUCUUCUUCAUCUUCCAUUUCCUGAUCCAUCUUAUAGCCUCCUAAAACACUUGUUUUUCAAGGAAAGUGGAACAGAAACACAUGAAGUGAGUCAUCAACACCCACUCAUUCUGGAAGAUAGCCGAAUAUCCUACCAUGACCCAACAAAGAGGAUUGAAACUUUGUGCAAUGGAUGUUUAAGACCGAUUACGAGUGGGCCAGUUUACGUGUGUUCUAAUGAGGAGGGAGAUGAGCAUUGCAACUUUGUGCUCCACGAGUGGUGCUCCCGACUGCCUACUGAACUAAAAGACCACCCUCGUCACCCACGACACCCCCUGAUUCUCCAUUCAAAAGUCAUCGAUUUGUGGUCGGAGGAAGAGAAUGAAGACUAUGAAGAAGACAAGGAAGAGAACGAAGAUGAAGUAGAUGCAAAACAAGACUUCCGAUGUUUGUGUUCCCGGUGUCAUGAAGAAAUCAACUGGUUCCAUAGGUAUUACUACUCUUGUUCUACAUGUAGUGAUUUUUCUAUCCAUAAAUUUUGUGCAGAGCUUCCCGAUAGAUUGGAAGACAUUUGUGAGGUUGGUCAUACUCUUGGCUUCUACCUAUUUAACGACGAUUGGUGGUGUGAUAUUUGUGAUAAACUUGGUAAGCCUGGAGAGCUACUUUACCGCUGUGAUAUUUGUGAUUUUAAGGUUGAUGCAAAUUGUGCUACAAAAGCGCUACAAAAGAAUAUCAUCCAUCAUCCUAGCCACAGACACCCACUAGUUCGCAUCCCCAGACAAUUUUUAGGCGAGUGUGAUGCAUGCGGGGAGGAGCAUAAAGGGCUCUUUUAUCAUUGUCCCACGUGUCCUAGUUCUUAUUUCAUUCAUAGUGAUUGUGCUUUUCUACCGAAAAAAUUGCAAAUCCAACAUACGACAAAUGAUAUCUUCUCCCAUAUUCAUCCUCUCACCCUUGCUUAUUCCUUUCCAAAAACGGAUCAAGAAUCCAAAAGAUACCCACGGUGUAGGGUAUGCCGUCACGGGUUUUCUUCUAGUUCACAUCUUUGGCUGUAUAAAUGCGAGAAAUGCAGAUACUAUACCCAUCUAGAUUGCGCAACAUCUCCAGCUACAGACAAAAUGAUUAAAAACUAUGACGAUGUUGAACACCCUGAUCUUCUUCAUCUUCCAUUUCCUGAUCCAUCUUAUAGCCUCCUAAAACACUUGUUUUUCAAGGAAAGUGGAACAGAAACACAUGAAGUGAGUCAUCAACACCCACUCAUUCUGGAAGAUAGCCGAAUAUCCUACCAUGACCCAACAAAGAGGAUUGAAACUUUGUGCAAUGGAUGUUUAAGACCGAUUACGAGUGGGCCAGUUUACGUGUGUUCUAAUGAGGAGGGAGAUGAGCAUUGCAACUUUGUGCUCCACGAGUGGUGCUCCCGACUGCCUACUGAACUAAAAGACCACCCUCGUCACCCACGACACCCCCUGAUUCUCCAUUCAAAAGUCAUCGGUAAGUUUUUCGGGGUCUUCGCUUGUGAUCUUUGCGGGUUAUAUUGCAAUGGAUUCGCUUAUUGUUGUGUCAAAUGCGAUUACUACAUGGAUGUUAAUUGUGCAUUUGUACCUAAAGAAAUCACUCACAAUUCUCACCCGAAUCACCUCCUUACAUUAAAUAGUAGUCGUCGUUCAUUCAUUUGCCAUACUUGUGAUUACUUUGAAAUACCCUUGAGGAAGGCUUUGUUGAUACCAGAGACAACUACACACAAGUGUGACAAGCAUCCUAUGAAGCUAAGUUACUUUCCCAUUGAGAACCAUAUGGGUGACUAUUUUUGUGAAAUUUGUGAGGAGGAGUUUGAUCCUGAGUCUACAUUCUAUCAUUGUCGUGAGUGUAUGCAGUCUAUUCAUACAGCUUGUGCUCCGUCAAUACUUCGGUAUGAAACAUAUGCCAAAUGUGGUAGAUAUGGUCAUGACGUUAAUGAGUAUAUAAAUGUGAAAUUUGGGGGCACAUAUAACAAUAUUGAAGUGCAUCCACACCCCCUUUCAUUCGAUCAAGGAGUUGAAAGCGAUGGUCUUUGUCACAAGGAUGGUUGGCGCAGUCUCCAUUUCAAGAUGAUCUUUAAGUGUUUAACUUGUGAGUUUGUAAUUUGCUACGAUUGUAUGAAGCGUCUUUGUUUUCUCAUCAAGUAAUUAGGUGACCGACCACACACGUUGACUUUUAUAGUUGAAGUCUUUUCUGUUUAAUCUUUUCUUCUUUUAUAUACAAAACGAUGUAAUAAACAAAUUGAAGUUAAUACACGUGUUUG